Messenger RNA from Galdieria sulphuraria, 545 nucleotides. Its product is annotated as 40S ribosomal protein S2e. Bases 91 to 459 code for a protein of 122 amino acids. The record is from RefSeq and is a predicted model, not a curated record. The transcript has 2 exons. Gene Ontology annotation, molecular function: structural constituent of ribosome. Gene Ontology annotation, biological process: translation. NCBI's taxonomy places the organism in Eukaryota, Rhodophyta, Bangiophyceae, Galdieriales, Galdieriaceae. Gene Ontology annotation, cellular component: cytosolic small ribosomal subunit; ribosome.
UCAUUAAAUAUCGAUCUGAAAUACCCAGGCCAUUUUCGUCGUCGUCCGAUUGCUUGGUUUGUGAAUUCAAGAGUACUGUUGUUUGUCGAUAUGACUACAGUAGCUGCACCACCAGCUACGAAAAAGGUUGGAUUAGAGUCCACAGAAACACCAAAGAGAAUCCGUAUCACUUUAACGAGUAAGAACUUAAAAGCAGUGGAAGGAGUAUGCCAAGAACUUGUCCAAAGAGGUAAAAUGAAUGGCUUGCGAGUCAGAGGACCUGUUCGAAUGCCGAGGAAAAUACUGAGAAUUACGACGAGAAAAUCUCCUUGUGGAGAGGGGACCAAUACCUGGGAUCGCUUCGAGCUCAGAAUAUAUAAACGAGUCGUGGACAUAUUCGCAACGGCAGACGUAGUGAAGCAAGUGACGGCAUAUGGAUUCGACUCGGAAGUACAAACCGAGGUUACUAUUAGUGAUUAGAACCGCGCAGCAAUAAAAUAAGCGUUGUUCAAGUUUUACAUACAACUUAUACAAUAUGAUUUGGGUGGUAUAUACAUCGAUGUUGA